CUCCUUCGUUCUCUUCUUUCCCAUCAACCAGACAAGCUGGCAUCGCGCAUUGCAACACCAGCUAGCCAUUCGAACCUUUCUCAAUUCUCAUCUUGUAGGUUGACAACCUCGAUUCCUCCUUCUAUCUUGUCGAGCCAACCUUAUCCCGCCGUCGAGAGAACGGCGGCCUCACUUUUUGUCUCACUAGAAAAGCCCCCAAUCGCCUCCCUCAGGCUCAGAUUUAUAUUCUUGACUUGAUUGUUUCUGCUUUUACUUAUAUAGAGGCUUCAAUGCCUGCGAAUUUUCCUCCUUCUUUGAACUCGGACCACAUUCUUACCACGAUGCUGUCAUUGGAUUGCUUCAACUCAAGUCUAACAUCUUUCAAGUCUCUUCCUAGCUUCCUCCUCUCCCGAACCGACACGGGCCAUAUUACUUGACCUCCCUCGCAACAUCUAGUCACCAUCCAACUAGAUGUCAUAAACCUAACAAAAAAAUCCAAGGUCAACCGGGCCUCUGAUCAAGAAAACAUUGACGGUGUUGGAAAACAAGGGUCGAAAUGAAUCCAUACGAGGCUUAUGGUUCCCCUCCCGCCGAAAGGUCCCCUCGCUACAGAGCGCGAGACGAUGACUACGACAGAAGAGAUACAUACAGACGUCGCUCUCCUGUUGACGACAGACGUCGUCCGGCCCCAAGGCCGCGUUCGAGAUCCCCAGUAGGCAUCGAUCGCUAUCAGCCUGACCGAGAACGCGAACGCGAACGGCCAGCUAGAGACGACCACUACGACCCUAAUCGCACUGCGACACGAGAGAGAGACGAUCGCCGAAGAGCACCUUCUCCGACUGCGGCGAACAUUGAUCGCUAUGUGCCCGGCCAGGACGUUGCGAAACCCGCCAUGAAAGUAAAUCCGCUAGCCAAUCCUCUGACGCUCAGUACGCAAGCCGGAUUUAGCUUCUUUGCCGAUUGGUGGAGAUGUGAACAGCAGCUCAAGGAAGAAAAGGAAAGAGCGAAACAUGGCGGAAGACGGCCUUCCGACCGCAUAAAGGGUGAUCGGGAAGCCAAAGAAGACCGCGAAAAGGAACGAUCCAAGAUCCAAGAAGCCUACGAUCAGUACAAGCAAGACUUCCAGGUGACAAUGGCCAGACAAUUCGUCAUGGCUCACAAAGGCGAGGAGUGGUUCAAGGAGCGCUACGUCUCAGACGUCAGAGAGCCUAUUCGUAAGCGCCUGAUGGAGUUCCGCCAGGGUAUCUUUGAUCAGUGGGAGAAGGAGAUGGACACCGGUGCAUUCGACGAGUUCACCUUGGAGGGCAUCUACAAGAAUGACAGUGAUGGUGCUGGAGGUAUGGUCGAGAAAGAAGAGGGCGAAACCGUCGGAGGUGGUGAGGUCCUCGGUGUCUUGGAUCUGGUACCAGCCAAAGGUGGUGAUCUGAGAGACGACUUGGUCAAUCAGCCCGCCCUUCUCAUCAAGACACUCGCGCCAAAUGUCGGCAGAGAGCGGAUCGAGGAGUUCUGCAAAGAGCAUCUUGGCGAAGAAGACGGCGGGUUUCGAGGAUUAUCCUUGAGUGAUCCUAACCCUGCCAAAAAAUUCCAUCGCAUUGGCUGGAUCAUGCUCAACCCUGCACCUGAAGAAGAUGGUGAUGCCAUGCAAGAGGUCGAGCGGGGUGAUGGUCGGGACGAGGAAGCCGAAGAAGGCGAGGAGAAGCCGCAAGUUGAGAAGCAGUCGACGACUCAAAAAGCCCUCGAGCUCAUCAAUGGCAAAGUUAUCUCGGACCCUGUGAGAGGCGACUUCACCUGCCACGUUGGCGUCCACAAUGCUCCUAUUGCAACCCGAAAGAAGGCCCUUUGGGACCUGUUCUCCGCUCCCGAGCGCGUUGAACGUGACUACGAACUUGCUAGAAGACUGAUCACAAAGCUAGAUGCUGAACUAGGUCGGGAGGACGCUUCUAGCGGCGUAGCCAAGAUUGACGCACGAGUCGAACAGAUGAGGAGCCAAGGUCUGUUGCAGCCACCUCCGAGACCGAAGAAGCCUAACUUCGAAGACAACGAUGAUGAAAUCAAAUUCGAUGAAGAGGGCGAAGAAGGCGAAGAGACCGAAGAGGAUCAAGAUGACGAGGAGUUGCUGGUGAUCAAGAAGAAGCUCGACCUGAUGGUGGAAUAUCUUCGACGUGUGCACAACUUUUGUCUCUUCUGUGUCUUCGAGGCGGAUUCGGUUCAUGAGCUGGUUCGAAAGUGCCCUGGUGGCCACCUUCGACGACCAAGAGCUGGCUUGAGCACUGCUGCCAAGGCUGCUGCCCGCGCGAGCGCUUUAGGCGAACCAUUCCCCGGCAAGAAAAAGGAGAACGGGAUGGAGGACGAACCGAUGAGUCCUGUCCAAGAAAAGCGUGCUUCUAAAUUCAACAAGAAUGACCAGCAGCUACUUCGAGCCUUCAACUGGGUCAAAACCUUUGAGGAAAAGAUCCUCCAAAUCCUCGAACCAGAAUACGUCGAUUUGAAAAAGAUUGGAGGUAAACCUGUCGAGGAAGCCUUGGAGGACGAACUCGCCAAAUGGGUCAAGCAAGAAGAUGAAGCCAAGUACCGAUGCAAGGUCCCUGAUUGCACGAAGCUGUUCAAAGCAGAACAUUUCUGGAAGAAGCACGUGGAAAAGAGGCACGAGGAGUGGUAUUUGGAACUCAAGAAAGACCUCGAACUUGUCAACCACUACGUCCUUGAUCCGUCGCACAUUGCACCAUCUCGGUCAGAUGCCAACUCCAACGGACACUUUCCUCUACCGAACAAUCAUCAUCUCAAUUCUGGUACGCCCCGUGGAUUUAGCCUGCAAAACAUGGGCAUGAACAUGAUGGCCUUUGGCCAGAACGCGAUGAUCAACAUGCCAGGUGUGCAGGCACCAUUUCCGUCUGGCUUCGGUGGCGAUGGUAUGAACGGUGGAAACCACACUGGCGGUCCGAUUCGUCGUGGCGGUGGCAGAUAUGGCAAUCGAUCCGGCCCCUACGAUCGCAAUGCACGGAAUGGCCAACGAGGAUACAACAACAUGGGUGGUCUGCUCCGUGGCAAUCUGCCCCCCGGCCUCAACCCGGCAUUCAUCGCCCAAGGUGGUGGCGGCGGUGGUGGAAAAUGGGGCGACGGUGCAGGUGGCGGCAUGAAUGCCAUGGGACCCAGAGAGGCCGUUCAAGGAAGAAGCCUCAAAAGUUACGAAGACCUCGACGCCGCUCCGAAUGGCAGCGGGGGUGGUGCUGGUGCUCAAGCAGCAGCUCACGCAGCUGGAAGCGCAGAGCUUGAUUACUAGGGUUGAUUAACCUCUGUUCCCAAAGUUGCAAGGUGACGGCUGAAAACGGAUAUGAAACGGGAGACGAAGACCAAAAAAAAGGAGAUCCCCAAGGACAGCGGGGGGCUGGUCCAGUGAGUGAGUCAGUUGAGUGACGUGGUUCUUUCUUGUGUGUCAGUACGGAGUUUCCCCACGAGGGAGAGAGAGAGAGAGACAAGAUUUCGAAAUUUGGGCGGCCAGGAAGUUUUUGCUCUUUUUCUUUUUCUUUGUUUCUUUCGAGAACAAGACCGCGCGCGCAGGCUGUUCGAACAACGCGGGACCUCACAGAAGGGGUCAAGAUUUUUUGCGGUUUUGCAGCUCUGCUUUUUCCAAACCACCUUAGGUAUGUAAAUUAUGGGGCACCACAAAUGGAAUGGAACAGUACUUCGAAAAUGAGAAAAAAGGAAAUGGAACUCUGUACAAAAC
Molecule: messenger RNA, 3703 nt
Organism: Exophiala oligosperma
Lineage: Eukaryota; Fungi; Ascomycota; Eurotiomycetes; Chaetothyriales; Herpotrichiellaceae
Exons: 3
Coding region: 536-3259 (907 amino acids)
Biological process (GO): mRNA processing; primary miRNA processing
Cellular component (GO): nuclear body
Source: RefSeq, a predicted model, not a curated record